GUCACACCCGAUCUUUCGCUCCCGCUCUCAUCAAUUAUCACGUACACUUCCUUAUCUGCACAGGCCCGUUAUACCUAUUAUCUCCACAAGGCAGUGCUCCUCUGAGAUUCGAGCAAUGGCAUCAAAGGACAGAGAUAUUCUUCCCAAUGUGGUCAAACCUGCCCAUUAUGACAUUUCCCUCUUCGACCUGCAGCUCGGUGGCUCGUGGAGCUACAAGGGUAUAGUCAACAUCACUUCAAAGGUCUACAGUCCCACAAGGGAAGUGGUGCUCAAUGCAAAAGAAAUUGAAGUGCACCAUGCGAAGGUUCUAGGAUUAGACGGCGUAGAGUUGACCAAAACGUCUGAGAUCACCUACGAUCAGAAAUCGGAAAGGGUGACAAUUAGGUUCCCCAAGGAACUCCCUCAGUCCGAACUCGUCGUCUCCAUAUCGUUCACCGGCACCAUGAAUAAUGCCAUGGCUGGGUUUUACCGCUCCAAAUAUAAGCCUGCUGUCGAGCCGACGUCUGACACCCCCAAGGAAGGAGAAUUUUAUUAUAUGCUGAGCACUCAGUUUGAGUCCUGUGAUGCACGCAGAGCAUUUCCUUGUUUUGAUGAGCCAAACCUCAAGGCGACAUUUGACUUCGAAAUUGAAGUGCCUAAGGGUCAGACGGCUAUCAGCAACAUGCCAGUCAAGUCCGAAAGGGAGGGCAGCAAGCCUGAGCUCAAAGUGGUUUCUUUCGAUACGACCCCAGUGAUGAGCACUUAUCUUUUGGCGUGGGCAAUUGGUGACUUUGACUACGUCGAGGCAUUGACCGAACGUAAAUACCAGGGAAAGAGUAUUCCUGUUCGUGUCUAUACGACGAAGGGACUUAAAGAACAAGCCCGCUUUGCUCUUGAAUGUGCACAUCGGACCGUCGACUACUUCUCGGAGAUUUUCGAGAUCGAAUAUCCUCUGCCUAAGGCAGAUCUUCUAGCGGUACAUGAAUUUGCAAUGGGAGCUAUGGAAAACUGGGGUCUUGUGACGUAUCGCACGACUGCCGUUCUGUUCGACGAAGGCAAAUCAGAUACUCGUUAUAAGAAUCGAAUUGCUUAUGUUGUCGCUCAUGAACUUGCACACCAGUGGUUUGGCAAUCUCGUAACAAUGGAUUGGUGGGAUGAGCUCUGGCUCAAUGAGGGCUUUGCUACAUGGGUCGGAUGGCUUGCUGUCGAUCACUUCUAUCCAGAAUGGAAUAUCUGGUCGCAGUUCGUGGCUGAAGGUGUCCAGCAAGCAUUUCAACUCGAUUCGUUGCGUGCAUCUCACCCGAUCCAAGUACCCGUCAAAAACGCUCUAGAGGUCGACCAGAUCUUUGACCACAUCAGCUACCUUAAGGGUAGCUCCGUCAUCCGCAUGCUCAGUACCCAUCUUGGGCGCGAAACUUUCCUUCGUGGUGUGGCGCAAUACCUCAAGACUCACGCAUAUGGCAACGCUACUACUAAUGAUCUUUGGAUUGCACUUAGCCAAGCAUCUAACCAGGACGUUAACAGUUUCAUGGAUCCAUGGAUUCGUAAAAUUGGGUUUCCAGUUGUCACAAUCGCGGAAGAGACGGGCCAACUUGAAAUUCGCCAAAACAGAUUUCUCUCAACCGGUGAUGUAAAGCCUGAAGAGGAUGAGACAACUUGGUGGAUUCCGCUCGGUAUCAAAUCGGGUCCCGAAUUGACGGUUCAGGACCCUCGUGCUCUCGUAUCAAAGGCGGACACCAUCCAGGGCAUUGGCCAGGAUUCGUUUUACAAGAUCAACAAAGACCUUUCCGGUUUUUAUCGAACCAACUAUUCCUCCUCAAGACUUAAAAAGCUCGGUCAGUCCCUGGAUUCGUUAAGCACUGAGGACAAGAUUGGAUUGAUUGGUGACGCUGCUGCCCUCGCUGUAUCUGGUGAAAGUAGCACUGCAGCCUUGCUAUCUCUUCUAGAAGGGUUCAAGGAUGAAACGAACUAUUUGGUUUGGUCCCAAAUUUCGUCUUCUGUCGGCAAUUUACGGUCUGUCUUCUCACAGAACGAAGAGGUGGCUGAGGGCCUCAAGAAGUUUGCUCGUGAACUUUCGGCCCCCGCCGCGAAUAUGAUCGGCUGGGAGUUCAAGCCCACUGAUGAUUAUCUCACUCUGCAGUUGCGGAAGCUUCUGAUCGCGAUGUCGGGGCUUGCGGGCAAUGAGAGUAUUGUGGCUGAAGCUAAGAAUCGCUUUGGUCUGUGGGCAACCGCAAAGGACAAGAGCGCUAUCCACACAAAUCUCCGCUCUGCAAUCUUCAGUAUUGCUGUCUCGGAAGGUACUAGAGAAGAGUACGACUCUGUGAAGGACGAAUAUCUCAAGACCGAUUCUGUUGAUGGCAAGGAAAUCUGCCUUGGGGCUCUGGGACGUACGAAGGAUGCUGCACUUGUCAAUGAGUAUCUGGACUUCGUGUUCUCGGAUAAAGUUGCUAUUCAGGACGUGCAUAACGGUGCAGUUUCCUUGGCGGCCAACUCCAAAGUUCGUCAUUUGCUAUGGGAGUAUAUGAAGAACAACUGGGACUCCGUAGAAGCACGUCUUUCCGCAAACAACGUCGUUUUCGAGCGUUUCGUGCGGAUGGGACUCUCGAAAUUUGCUGAUCAUAGCAUUGGCGAUGAUAUUGCUGCAUUCUUCCAGGACAAGGAUACAACUGCGUAUGAUCGCGCACUAGUGAUUGUGGCCGACAGUAUCCGGACCAGUGCCAACUACAAAGAAAGGGAUGAAAAGCAAGUCUUGAAAUGGCUAAAAGAGCAUGGUUAUGCUUGAGGGUAAGGUUGAGGAUUCUAAGCGCGCUUGCUCUUCUGAAUGACGGGAGUGAACACUCUGCAUGCCGAUCCAUAGUCUAGUAUUUAUCUUGAAUCGAAUCUCAUAUGGCUUUUGGACGG
Aspergillus nidulans FGSC A4 is the source of this 2880-nucleotide messenger RNA. RefSeq names its product M1 family metallopeptidase. The transcript has 12 exons. The coding region runs from base 116 to 2761 and encodes 881 amino acids. The record is from RefSeq and is a predicted model, not a curated record. Gene Ontology annotation, biological process: proteolysis. Lineage: Eukaryota; Fungi; Ascomycota; Eurotiomycetes; Eurotiales; Aspergillaceae. Gene Ontology annotation, molecular function: metallopeptidase activity; zinc ion binding.